Messenger RNA from Fulmarus glacialis (Northern fulmar), 1674 nucleotides. RefSeq names its product gamma-glutamyltransferase 5 (gene GGT5). Gene Ontology annotation, biological process: glutathione catabolic process; leukotriene D4 biosynthetic process; inflammatory response. Gene Ontology annotation, cellular component: plasma membrane. The transcript has 12 exons. NCBI's taxonomy places the organism in Eukaryota, Metazoa, Chordata, Aves, Procellariiformes, Procellariidae. The record is from RefSeq and is a predicted model, not a curated record. The coding region runs from base 1 to 1674 and encodes 557 amino acids. Gene Ontology annotation, molecular function: glutathione gamma-glutamate hydrolase; leukotriene-C(4) hydrolase activity.
AUGUCUUCGGGGAAGAUCUGUUGUCUGGUGCUGCUGACCCUAGGGGUGCUGGCGGUGGUUGUUGCGCUAAUGGUCAUCCUGACUCAACCCAAGUGCGGUCCUCAGCGUUACCUGCAUGGUGCCGUGGCUGCUGACACCGAGACCUGCUCUGUCAUCGGCCGGGACAUCCUGAAAAGUGGAGGCACAGCUGUGGAUGCUGCCAUAGCUGGCUUGAUCUGCACCUCGGUGAUGAACCCUCAGAGUUCGGGCCUGGGUGGUGGGGUCGUAUUUACCAUCUAUAAUGCCAGCACAGGAACAGUCGAGGUGAUCAAUGCCCGCGAGACAGUCCCACGAGUGUUUCCGCACAAUUUGUUGUCUGGCUGCGCUGCUGGUUUCCCCAUUGGUUCACGCUGGAUUGCUGUACCAGGAGAACUUCGUGGGUAUGAAGAAGCCCAUAAGCGGUAUGGCCGCUUACCAUGGAAAGCCCUAUUUGAACCAACCAUCAAGCUCCUUUCACAGCCACUUGUCAUUUCCCCGGUUAUGGACAAAAUGAUCCAUCACCCAGCCUUCUCCAGUCCAGGAAAAAGCCUGUGUCCACUGAUAUGUGACGGUCAAAGAUUUCUGAAGCAUGGAGAGACCUUCAGGUGGCCAGCGCUGCAGCAAACACUGAAAGCUGUAGCAGAAAACGGAGCUACAGCGUUUUAUGAAGGACAGAUAGGAAAGGCCCUGGUGGAGGACAUUAGGAAGGCUGGGUCCAGUAUCUCACUGGAGGACCUUCAGGCAUACAAAGCAGAGGUGUCCUCAGCUCUGAACAUUACCCUGAACAAUCACACCACAGUGUUUUCUCCUGGACCACCCAUGGGAGGUGCUGUGCUCAUGUUCAUCCUCAAGAUAUUGGAAGAGUAUAAACUCCAUGAAGCGUCACUGACGACACCCCAGGAGAAGGUGGAAACCUACCAUCGCAUUGCAGAGGCCCUGAAGUUUGGCAAUGUGCUAAAACCCCAUAUUAGUGACCCAGCCUUCUCCGAAGCUCAGGUGACUGUGGGCACUAUGCUGUCUGACAAGAUUGCUGAGCUUGCCAGAAGCCGAAUAGAUGACCAUGGUGACCAUCCACUCAACCAUUACAACUUGUUGGAGUCCAUCUACAACCACAGAUACAAAAGCAAGGGCACAAGCCACAUCUCUGUGCUUGCUGCAGAUGGCAGUGCCGUGUCCGCCACCAGCACCAUCAACUACCCGUUUGGCUCCUUUGUGUAUUCUAACCAAACCGGGAUCAUUUUAAAUAAUGAACUCGCUGAUUUCUGCAUAGCAAACAGAAGCAUUAAACCAGGAGAGAAGCCUCCCUCGGCAAUGGUGCCUUCCAUUCUCAUCUCCAAGACAGGAGACAUGCUGGUGAUUGGAGGAGCAGGCGGGGCCUGGAUUAUCAGUGCUACUGCUAUGGCGAUUAUAAACAAGCUGUGGUUCGGCUAUGACUUGGAACAUGCCAUUUCAGCUCCCAUCAUGCAUACUGAAGGCGACAAUAUCCUGUUUGAGGAACAUUUCAGUGAGGAGGUUAGGAGCGGCCUGCUGGGAAGAGGACAUAAAGAAAAGAAAGUUAAAUUUGCAAUGAAUGUUGUGCAGGGAAUUUCCAAGGAAGGAAAAUGCAUCUCUGCUUACUCUGAUAAAAGGAAGCUGGGGAAGUCAGCUGGAUAUUAG